Messenger RNA from Glarea lozoyensis ATCC 20868, 1917 nucleotides. RefSeq lists its product as uncharacterized. The record is from RefSeq and is a predicted model, not a curated record. Bases 1 to 1917 code for a protein of 638 amino acids. NCBI's taxonomy places the organism in Eukaryota, Fungi, Ascomycota, Leotiomycetes, Helotiales, Helotiaceae. The transcript is spliced from 3 exons.
AUGGAUACAUCUAUAUCUUUUAAUGACAGCGAAGUCAAAGACGGCCAUUUGCUCGUUUUGCAAUCCUUGGACGCAGCUUACAAUAAAUCCGUGCAGAGCACCAACAUACUUUUCAAGGACGAAGCUGCACGUCGACUACGGUUACGCAUAUUACUACUGGAAAAGGAGAAUGAUGAGCUGCGAGAACAGCUGAUCUUGAAAGAUGAUCAUAUGCACACACUCGAAGGCACAAAUGACGAAUUACGGGUCCAAAUUGACAGCGGAAAAGAAGCGGGAGAGAGACGAGACGUUGACUUCAAAGCCCAGGCUCGCGAGCUACAAAAUUUGAGAGCCGAGGUUUCUUCGAUGAACAGCGUUGCAAAGGAGAACACCAAAUUGCUUACCGAAAAGCUGUCCCUUGAUCGCGAGCUUGCUGCAUUGAAACCCGAGGUUGAGCAUCUCAAGUCGCAAGCUAUACACCAGCAAAACGUGUUAUCGGAAAAAUUGGCUUUGCAGCGCCAGAUUAUUACGCUGGAAGUAGAGUUGGAGACCGAAAAGCGUGCAGCUCAACGAACAGCUCGCCGAAAUGCAGACGCUGGGAAGGAUGCAGAAUACGAGUCACGCCUGAAUCGACUCAAGAAAGAUCAUGCGAAAGAAAGAAAGGAGGCUGCUAGGAGCCAAACCGAUUCCGAAAAUGAAUCUAAGCUCCAGUUAGAAGAUGUCAUGAAACAGUUGUCGCAAGAGAAGCAACAAGCGGCAAAGGUGGCCAAAGAAUAUGAAAAGGAGUUGAAGCAAUCGCAGUUGCGUUAUAUGCAUGCAGAACAAAAGAUAGGGGAAAUGUUGGAGACGGCUAAAUCCACCGACAGGUCUGGAUUGGACGCCGUGGAUUUUAAAGCACGCUAUAAAGCACUGGAGGACAAGCUCGAGCGGAUGAAUGAAGCAAACAAAGUCACUAAAGAGCUUGGGAAGAAGGUUCAGGCAUGUGACGUUCGUAACGCCAGUCUGGAAGACAAGCUGGACCAGAUGCGAACGAGGCUGCGUAGUAUGAAGGAUCAACUCAAGCACGCACAGGAGGAAGCGAAUCGAUUACGCGCAAAACCUCAAGACGAGGAAGAACCUAGGACCAGUCUGCCGACUAUGAAGCAAUCACGAAAGAGAGCUGCAUCCGAAAUUUUCACUGAAAACAAUGUCGGCACCCCCGAGAGAGUGCCUCGAGCCAAACGACUUGCCACCUAUAAAGGACGACCUGACCAGGUGUUGGUGGGCGAGAAAUCUAUGUUCUCUAUCACUCCCUUUCUGAAUCGCACCAUCAAUAUGGCCUCGGAUGAGUUUGCUGUUAAGGAAAACGAGAACCAGCCCGAGUUCACCGACAUCAAGGGCCCAAAAAGCAGAUCACCUACCCAACAUGCCGCUAUGGAUCCAAUUCGGACCAGUCCGUUAAAUGAGAACAUCAAGGACACGCACACCAGAGAGAAAAAGGUUCUCGCAGAAACAAAAUCAAUUACUAAGAAUGGGAAAAUACGGCAUGCAAAAGUUCAUUCGUCCAGCAAAUUAGAGGAUGUGACGGAGGAGGGAGAUGAGAAUGAACAAGAAGGCGAGGCAGAAGAGAAAUCUAUUGAUGGGAAGCAACUUAUGCGAGAGACUUCACCAGUAAACACAAAGGCAGCGAACUCGAGAAAUGUCCUUGGUAACCAGAAGCAUCCUGUUGACGUGGGGCCGAGGAUAAAAAAAAGAAAACUCCUAGGGGGAACCCUAUUUGACGAAGAGGAUGGCGAGUCAACGAGGAAGGUAAAGAGUUCACUAGGGGCUAACAAAUCAAGUGGCAAGGGACUUCUCAGUAGCAAGCUCAAGAGUAGGUUAGCACCAGCUACAGCCUUUGGUGGAUUUUCGCCCCUUAAGAAAGAUCGUAGGGGCGCAGGAGCUAGCUUUUUGGUCUGA